AGAAUAUCCGAAAGAAAACAGAAGCAAAGUAAAAGAAGUUUACCUUAAUGAACCCGAUUUAGAAGGAGAAUUAGAUUUAAGAGAAUUUACUUAUUAUGAAGUUGGCGCAAAAGUAUUAAUUUCCUUAGCAGUAAAUGAAACUAAACUAAACCUAAAAAACUUGCCAAAAAACACUAAGAUCAUUAGACUGAUUCCGGUUCAAGAAUAUCUCAAUAAAGAAUAUCCCACCCGCCAAGAAAGAGAACAAGUAAAAGCAUUGGAUGUUAGUGACAAAAACCUUGAAGGGAGUCUUGAUCUCUCUGAUUUUGUUAGUUUAAAAGAAUUAAAUUGUCAGUGUAACAAACUAACUUCACUCAAUUUAACUAAUUGUUUGCAAUUAGAGAAAGUCGAGUGUUCCUACAAUAAACUAAUUAACCUGGACAUCAGUAAUUGUUUUCCCUUAACCAAACUUAAUUGUGACGAUAACUUACUAACCAAUCUUAUUUUACCCGCUAAUCUUAUUAAUUUAAAAGAAUUGCGAUUAAAUGAUAACAACUUCCCACUCCAAGAUUUAUCUUUUUUAAGAGAAGUUACUAAUUUAGAAAUACUUUGCUUAGGAAAUAAUAUGAUAAUUAAUAAUGGAGAAAAAGCCAACCGAGGCAUCUACAACCGUUUUAUUGGUUCCUUAGAUUAUUUAAGUGAGAUGAAGCGAUUAGAAGUUCUUGAUAUUAGAAAUACUGAUAUAAAUGAAGUAGAUAUAGCACAAUUACCGAAAAGUUUGGAGACAAUCGUGUAUUCAAUCGACAAAAGACCAAACUGUCAAUUAAAAACUAUUAUUUCCCAAUUAGAUAAGUUGUUUGCUAAUGCUAGUCCUUAUCUGGACAAAAAUUAUGACGCUUUUUUGGCUUUGGAUGUUGUAUGCAAUGGAUUACGACCUAAUUUAGAAAAGUUAAAAAUACCUCAGUUACUGAAAGAUUUAAUUGAAAGCAAAUAUGUUCAAACAUUAUUUUAUCAACAGUAUCUAGAAAUAAAAGAUGAGUACGAUAACUUUUCCCAAAACUUGGCUUACAAGUCUCAUCCUACAGCAAUUAUGACCAGUAAGUUGAUAAAUACUCGACAAAUUAGUGAAUUAUUGCGAGAGCAUGCUGCUAGUAAGGAUCUAGAAUUAAGCCUUUUUAGGUCAAACGAAAUGACUGAUCAAGGGCUCUGA
Molecule: messenger RNA, 1189 nt
Organism: Racocetra persica
Lineage: Eukaryota; Fungi; Glomeromycota; Glomeromycetes; Diversisporales; Gigasporaceae
Source: the annotation of a GenBank genome assembly